AUGGACGACGAACGUGAGCAAGCUGGAGGUCUGACGACCCUGCGGCUAAGCCAGGUAAUACCGACACUUGAAGAGUUUAGGAAUAGCAAAGUAAAUUUUACGCCGACGCCUGCUAUCCCAAGCAUGCUCAAAAGGAAAGAAGAGGUUGUUGUGGAGAGAGUCAUGGAAAAUUGUGCAUUCAAAACCGCGAUGGCAUGUGUGCUAGGAUAUGGCCUUGGUGCUGGUUUUGGAUUAUUUACUGCAGGACUCGACUCAUCAAUGCCAUCAUACAUGGUACAAGAUACUCAAAACCAAACUGCAAGAUCAGUAUUUCGAGAAAUGAAAUCACGAGCCUCAUCAUACGGAAAGAAUUUUGCAGUUGUUGGAGCAAUGUUUUCAGCCACAGAGUGUCUCUUAGAAUCAUACAGAGGGAAAACUGAUUUACAAAAUGGAACCAUGGCUGGAUGCAUUACUGGAGGUCUUCUUGGUUUGAGAGCUGGAGGUCAAGCAGCCAUACUUGGUUGUGCAGGCUUUGCUGCAUUCUCAACUGCAAUUGACUACUAUUUCAGGCACUAAGUGAUACAAGUAUGGUAUGAGAGAUUGCAGCUCUUUGUUACAAUUGUGUAGCAACUUAUAAACUGUGAUUAGAAUGAUAUUGUGGGAAGUAUUUGCCACCAAAACCAGACUGAUACAUUACCAGACUUGAUGAAACAUACAAGUCAAGCCAUGUGGAAGAGUGGAUAUAAUGAUAGAAAAACAAUGGUAAAAAAUGAGCUAUUGGAAUGUCUGUAUUCAGUAUUUCAAUAGCUGACUGUUAUCUGUAAAUAACUGAAAUUUUUCAAUAACUCAAAAAAUACACCUGCUCUGCUAGUGAAAUUAAGCUACAUCUAUUAUUUAAGAUUUUUAGAAAAUUUAGAAUCCUUUCCUUACAUGGUGAAUGAUUCAAGUUUUUAGAAUAUAAAAUUCUCUAGUCAAGAUUUUUAAGGUAGUCAAUGGCCUGAUAACAUGCCUGAAGUAGAGAUCUUCAUGAUAUCAAAAACUUUUUCUAGUAAUAUGUUGAUAUUAUAGGUCUCAUUGGCUUUAUAUUUUAAUAAAGUUCCACCCUCACUAGUUAUAUAUUUUCUACAAUGACCAAUUUUAUGGCUAAAACAAAAUCAAAUAGCCUGUCAUUACAAUAUUGCUGUGAAACUUGAAUUUAUUGUUGAUAAAUGUUCACAAAUGCUUGUUUAUUUGGUAGGUUGUUUGGAUGUAGCUACUACAAGAUAUAUAUU
Messenger RNA from Rhopilema esculentum, 1250 nucleotides. Its product is annotated as mitochondrial import inner membrane translocase subunit Tim22. Gene Ontology annotation, biological process: protein insertion into mitochondrial inner membrane. The record is from RefSeq and is a predicted model, not a curated record. Lineage: Eukaryota; Metazoa; Cnidaria; Scyphozoa; Rhizostomeae; Rhizostomatidae. Gene Ontology annotation, cellular component: TIM22 mitochondrial import inner membrane insertion complex. Gene Ontology annotation, molecular function: transmembrane protein transporter activity.